Opisthorchis viverrini is the source of this 189-nucleotide messenger RNA. RefSeq lists its product as hypothetical. NCBI's taxonomy places the organism in Eukaryota, Metazoa, Platyhelminthes, Trematoda, Opisthorchiida, Opisthorchiidae. The record is from RefSeq and is a predicted model, not a curated record. The transcript has a single exon. Bases 1 to 189 code for a protein of 62 amino acids.
AUGGAACGUCCAGAAGAAGCAAAGUUCGAUGAGUUGUAUGAAGAAGAUAUGGAAUAUCUGGAAGACACAGAAGGUUUUAUUCUGCUAGGGUCCGUGCGCAACGACGGCUGUGACGAUACCUGUCCCAAUUCCUCCUGGAACUGCGCCCGAAGUAGCUGCAAACAAAGUGGCGGAAGGCACAUAAGCUGA